This is a messenger RNA of Dromiciops gliroides (monito del monte), 5062 nucleotides long. RefSeq names its product IQ motif containing GTPase activating protein 1 (gene IQGAP1). Lineage: Eukaryota; Metazoa; Chordata; Mammalia; Microbiotheria; Microbiotheriidae. Gene Ontology annotation, cellular component: nucleus; cytoplasm. Gene Ontology annotation, molecular function: GTPase activator activity; actin filament binding; calmodulin binding. Bases 89 to 5062 code for a protein of 1657 amino acids. The transcript has 38 exons. Gene Ontology annotation, biological process: regulation of actin cytoskeleton organization; regulation of GTPase activity. The record is from RefSeq and is a predicted model, not a curated record.
UGUCGCUCCCCCUGCCGCGCCCGGGAAACGUUACGCCGCCUCCCUCUUCCCUCAGAGGCUUCGCCGCGCACAUCUCGCUCCUGCAGCCAUGUCCGCCGCGGACGAAGUCGACGGGCUGGGCGUGGUCCGGCCACACUAUGGCUCUGUCUUGGAUAAUGAAAGGCUCACUGCAGAGGAGAUGGAUGAGAGGAGACGUCAGAAUGUGGCUUAUGAGUACCUUUGUCACCUAGAGGAAGCAAAGAGGUGGAUGGAAGCUUGUCUUAAUGAAGAGCUGCCUCCUACUACAGAACUAGAGGAGGGGCUAAGGAAUGGGGUUUAUCUUGCCAAACUUGGAAACUUCUUCUCUCCCAAAGUGGUGUCCUUAAAGAAGAUUUAUGAUCGGGAGCAGACCAGAUACAAGGCAACUGGCCUUCACUUUCGGCAUACGGAUAAUGUGAUUCAGUGGCUGAAUGCAAUGUCUGAGAUUGGGCUGCCUAAGAUUUUUUACCCUGAAACCACAGACAUUUAUGAUCGAAAGAACAUGCCACGCUGUAUCUACUGUAUUCAUGCACUCAGCUUGUACCUGUUCAAACUGGGGCUGGCUCCCCAGAUUCAAGACCUGUAUGGCAAGGUUGACUUCACAGAGGAAGAAAUCAACAACAUGAAGAGUGAGCUGGAGAAGUACGGGAUUCAGAUGCCCGCCUUCAGUAAAAUUGGGGGGAUCCUGGCCAACGAGCUCUCCGUGGAUGAAGCAGCAUUGCAUGCUGCUGUUAUUGCCAUCAAUGAAGCCAUUGAACGUAGAGUUCCUGCUGAUACGUUUAGCGCUUUGAGAAACCCCAAUGCUAUGCUGGUGAAUCUUGAAGAGCCAUUGGCCUCCACUUACCAGGAUAUACUUUACCAGGCCAAGCAUGACAAGAUGGCAAAUGCUAAAAACAGGACUGAAGACUCUGAAAGAGAAAGAGAUGUUUAUGAGGAGUUGCUGACUCAGGCGGAAAUUCAGGGAAAUGUAAACAAAGUCAAUACUUAUUCUUCAUUAGCCAAAGUGGACCUGGCUUUAGAGCAGGGAGAUCCAUUGGUCUUAUAUCAGGCCCUAGUGUCCCCUGCUCUGGGCCUUCGAGCACUGCAGCAAGACAACUGUGAUUGGUACUUGAAGCAGCUCCUGAAUGAGAAGCAGCAGAAGAAGCAGAGUGGAGUGAUCGGGCCGUUGCAGAAGGAGGACCUGCAGGCUGGAGUGGAUGCUGCUAACCGUGCUGCCCUGCAAUAUCAGAGAAGGUUGGCAGCAGUGACUUCAAUUAAUGCUGCAAUCCGAAAGGGGAUUGCUGAGAAGACUGUGUCAGAGUUGAUGAAUACCGACGCUCAGUUACCUCAGGUGUAUCCUUUUGCUGCUGAACUUUACCAGAAGGAGCUGGCUACUCUACAGCAGCAGAGCCCUGAUCAUAACCUUACCCAUCCUGAACUCUCAGUUGCAGUUGAGAUGUUGUCAUCAGUGGCCUUAAUCAAUAGGGCUUUGGAAUCAGGAGAUAGAAAUACUGUCUGGAAACAGCUGAGCAGCUCAGUUACAGGCCUUACUAACAUUGAAGAAGAAAAUUCCCAGAGGUAUAUUGAUGAACUGAUGAAGUUGAAAGCCCAGGCACAUGCAGAGAAUAAUGAGUUCAUUACAUGGAAUGACAUCCAGGCUUCUGUGGACCUUGUGAACAUGGUGGUGCAAGAGGAAAAUGAGCGAAUUUUAGCAAUUGGCUUAAUUAAUGAAGCAUUGGAUGAAGGGGAUGCCAGAAAGACCCUGAAGGUCUUACAGCUUCCUUCAGUCAAACUGGAGGGAGUGAAUGCCCACGUUGCCCAGCAUUACCAAGAUACACUGAUUAGAGCAAAGCGGGAGAAAGCCCAGGAAAUUCAGGAUGAAUCAGCUGUGUUAUGGCUGGAUGAAAUUCAGGGUGGGAUCUGGCAGGCAAACAAAGACACAGAAGAGGCACAAAAAUUUGCCUUAGGAGUCUUGGCUAUUAAUGAAGCAGUGGAUGCUGGGGAUGUUGGCCAGACCCUCAUUGCCCUUCGUUCUCCUGAUGUUGGCCUUUAUGGCGUCACCCCUGAAUGUGCUGAAUCCUAUCAGAGAGACCUUGAAGAUUUGAAGAAGAAAAAGCUUGCAGAGGGUGACAAUAAUAGCAAGUGGGUGAAGCACUGGGUGAAAGGCGGGUAUCAUUAUUACCACAACUUGGAGACCAAAGAAGGUGGAUGGGAUGAGCCGCCAGGCUUUGUGCAGAAUACAACCCAUCUCUCUAGGGAGGAGAUCCAGAGUUCCAUCUCUGGGGUGACUGCUGCCUACAACCGGGAACAAUUGUGGCUGGCCAAUGAAAGCCUAAUCACCAAGCUUCAGGCUGCCUGUCGUGGGUACCUAGUUCGUCAGGAUUUCAGGUCCCGGAUGAAUUUCCUCAAGAAGCAAGUCCCUGCCAUCAUUUGCAUCCAGUCUCAGUGGCGGGGGUACAAGCAAAAGAAGGCAUAUCAAGAUCGUUUAGGAUAUCUACGCUCUCAUAAAGAUGAAGUUGUAAAGAUUCAGUCCCUGGCAAGAAUGCAUCAGGCUAGAAAGCGCUAUAAAGACAGGUUACAGUAUUUCAGAGAUCAUAUAAAAGACAUAAUAAAAAUCCAGGCCUUUAUUCGAGCAAACAAAGCUCGGGAUGACUACAAAACACUCAUCAAUGCUGAGGAUCCCCCUAUGGUGGUUGUUCGCAAGUUUGUCCAUCUUUUGGAUCAGAAUGACCAGGAUUUUCAAGAGGAACUUGAUCUCAUGAAGAUGAGGGAAGAGGUUGUGACCCUCAUCCGAUCUAAUCAACAGUUGGAAAAUGACCUGAACCUCAUGGAUAUCAAGAUUGGACUUCUGGUGAAAAAUAAAAUCACAUUACAAGACGUGGUUUCCCAUAGCAAAAAACUUACCAAGAAGAAUAAAGAGCAGCUGUCUGACAUGAUGAUGCUGAACAAACAGAGGGGUGGCCUUAAGGCUCUGAGCAAAGAGAAGAGAGAGAAAUUGGAAGCUUAUCAGCACCUGUUUUACCUGUUGCAGACCAACCCUACCUAUCUGGCCAAGCUGAUUUUCCAGAUGCCCCAGAACAAGUCCACAAAGUUCAUGGAUUCUGUGAUCUUCACGUUGUACAACUAUGCCUCCAACCAGCGGGAGGAGUAUCUGCUGUUGCGUCUCUUUAAGACUGCCCUCCAGGAGGAGAUCAAAUCAAAGGUAGAUCAGAUUCAAGAGAUUGUGACUGGAAAUCCUACAGUUAUUAAAAUGGUUGUGAGUUUCAACCGAGGUGCUCGGGGCCAGAAUGCCCUGCGGCAGAUCCUGGCCCCUGUUGUGAAGGAGAUCAUGGAUGACAAAUCCCUCAACAUCAAAACCGACCCUGUGGAUAUUUACAAGUCUUGGGUCAAUCAGAUGGAGUCUCAAACAGGAGAAGCAAGCAAACUGCCAUAUGAUGUGACCCCUGAGCAGGCGCUGUCUCAUGAAGAGGUGAAGACGAGGCUAGACUCCUCCAUCAGGAAUAUGAGGGCAGUGACCGACAAAUUCCUCUCUGCUAUAGUUGGCUCCGUGGACAAAAUCCCUUAUGGGAUGCGCUUCAUUGCCAAGGUCCUGAAGGAUUCGCUGCAUGAGAAAUUCCCAGAUGCUGGUGAGGAUGAGCUCCUGAAGAUUAUUGGUAACCUGCUCUACUACCGGUAUAUGAAUCCAGCCAUCGUGGCUCCUGAUGCUUUUGACAUCAUUGACCUGUCAGCAGGAGGCCAGCUCACCACAGACCAACGAAGAAACCUGGGUUCUAUUGCAAAGAUGCUCCAACAUGCAGCCUCCAAUAAGAUGUUCUUGGGAGAUAAUUCUCACCUAAGCAUAAUUAAUGAAUAUCUCUCUCAUUCCUACCAGAAGUUCAGACGCUUUUUUCAAACUGCAUGUGAUGUGCCAGAGCUGCAGGAUAAAUUUAAUGUGGAUGAGUAUUCUGACUUAGUGACUGUCACCAAACCAGUUAUCUACAUUUCUAUUGGGGAAAUCAUCAACACUCACACAUUGCUUUUAGAUCACCAGGAUGCCAUUGCUCCUGAACAUAAUGAUCCAAUCCAUGAGCUACUGGAUGAUCUUGGGGAAGUGCCCACCAUCGAGUCCCUCAUUGGAGAAGGGUCUGGCAAUGUAAAUGAUCCAAAUAAGGAGGUGCUGGCUAAGACAGAAGUAUCACUCACGCUGACAAACAAGUUUGAUGUGCCUGGAGAUGAAAAUUCAGAAAUGGAUGCUCGGACUAUCUUGCUUAAUACAAAGCGUUUAAUUGUGGAUGUCAUCCGGUUCCAGCCAGGAGAGACGCUAACUGAGAUCCUUGAAACACCUACCACCAAUGAACAGGAAGCAGAACAUCAAAGAGCCAUGCAGAGGCGAGCCAUUCGUGACGCCAAGACUCCUGACAAGAUGAAAAAGGCCAAAUUUGUCAAGGAAGACGGUAACCUGAGCCUCCAGGAGAAGAAGGAGAAGAUCCAGUCAGGUUUAAAGAAACUCGUAGAGCUUGGGACAGUGAAUCCAAAGAACAAAUACCAGGAACUGAUCAAUGAUAUCGCCAAGGACAUCCGGAAUCAGCGGAGGUAUCGACAGAGGAGAAAAGCUGAGUUGGUCAAACUGCAGCAGACUUACAAUGCUCUGAACUCCAAGGCCACAUUUUAUGGAGAGCAGGUGGACUAUUAUAAGAGCUACAUCAAAACCUGCUUGGAUAAUUUGGCCAGCAAGGGCAAGGUGUCUAAGAAGCCAAGAGAGAUGAAAGGAAAGAAGAGUAAAAAGAUUUCCCUGAAAUACACAGCUGCAAGACUGCACGAGAAGGGAGUCCUGCUGGAAAUUGAGGACCUUCAAGUGAAUCAGUUCAAAAAUGUGAUAUUUGAAAUCAACCCAACAGAGGAAGUUGGAGACUUUGAAGUGAAAGCCAAGUUCAUGGGGGUUCAGAUGGAGACUUUCAUGUUACAUUAUCAGGAUCUGUUACAGCUGCAGUAUGAAGGAGUCGCUGUCAUGAAGCUGUUCGAUAGAGCAAAAGUCAAUGUCAACCUCCUGAUCUUCCUGCUCAACAAGAAGUUCUACGGGAAGUGA